Messenger RNA from Dendroctonus ponderosae (mountain pine beetle), 3512 nucleotides. RefSeq names its product T-cell immunomodulatory protein. The transcript is spliced from 10 exons. NCBI's taxonomy places the organism in Eukaryota, Metazoa, Arthropoda, Insecta, Coleoptera, Curculionidae. Gene Ontology annotation, cellular component: plasma membrane. The coding region runs from base 141 to 1952 and encodes 603 amino acids. The record is from RefSeq and is a predicted model, not a curated record.
GUGGGGCUUUUCACAGCUGAUUCUGACGUUCAUCUGUGUGCUUUUGUAAACAUUCACUAUUCCACUAUCCACUAUUUAAAAUAUUCCUAAGCUAGAACCGAUGUGAUUUUACCCUGUGUAGUUUUAAAUAAAUCAGCAACAUGAAAGGGAUACGGACCUUUAUUUGUGUCGUCACUAUGCUGACUCUGAGGACUCUUGCCAGCGAUAUCACCCCUUUGGUUUUUGGGGGCUUUACUGAAGGAAUGCCUGCAGCAUUUGGGGACUUCAACUCCGAUGAACUUACGGAUGUGUUUGUUGUUUUAGAAAACAAUAAAGCUGUAGAAAUUUUGCUCGCCCAUGAAGAAGAGCCGCUUUUAAGACAAGCCAAAGAUCGUCUAAGAUGCGUUUUCAGCAAUUCGCAUAUAACCAGCGUUGUUCCAGGUGAUUUUGAUGGAGACGCUCUUAUGGAUGUUAUGGUGACGACUACUUUUAAACGAACAGAACAAGACACCGAUACCACAUCAUUAACAAAUGUGUACAUUCUAUGGGGUGGCGCAAAUCACUUGAAUUGCACUACAGAUGAAGACAGCCCAGUGAUUCAAAUGAUCGGACAACCUUUGGCUAUGGACUACAACCAGGACAUGAUAAUAGAUUUGUUCGGUCAAAACAAGAAAAAGGAGCGCAUGUUUUGGAUUUUUAAUAAAGACCGGUCCGUGGCCCAUACAGCCAUCCCCAUGUAUGAUAAUAUAAGCCGGGAGGAGUUGAGUCGUCCUCAUGCCCAUGCAUUUUUGGACCUAAACCACGACUACAUGGCUGAUCUUUUCAUAACGACCCCCACUCAGUUCGAGGUGUGGCUGGGUCAUGAGAACGAACCAAAGUUCACGUACAACAACACUAUUAAACAUCCGGAAAACAGUAAAAUAAUCGGACAAUCGCUGUUUGUUGAUGUAGAAUUAAAAGGAUCCAUGGACUUGGUUACUCCAGUUUGUGCCGAGCAGCAGAGUAAUGGAAACUGUAAAGGCGCCGCCCUAAUGGUUUACUCUGAGGGUCAGUGGAUCAACCUUCAAGUGAAUUUCAAAGACGAUGCAGGGAAUUUGUGGCAGUUUUAUCUAAAACAAGGCAGUAGAUAUACCAAUGUAAUAACUUUGAGGAGCGGCGAUUUUAACAUGGAUGGAUACCCGGAUAUUCUGGCAACAUUAGCGCAGGAAAAUGUCGAUCAUCCACAGUCAUUUCUGCUUGAAAACGUGGCGUGCCAAAGCGGAUGCGGCAAAUUUAAAAGGUCAUACGCGAUUAAAUGGACAGCACUAAGUCCGUUUCGCAAUGGAACCGCUAUGGCAGCCUUUUUCGACUUCUACCAGGACGGGAUUUUGGACUGCAUCCUGGUCACUUACAAUGGAACGCACUAUCAAGCUGGUGCGUUCAAGAACAGCUUGGAUUACGACGCGAACUUUAUAAAGGUGAUGGUUUUAACUGGGCUGACCAACAAACAUAGUCAGAUGAUUAAUGGACGAGUUGGCAAGAAAAGGAGAACUUAUGGAACUAAUUUGCCAGGUCCAUCAAUUUCGUACAAAACAACUACCCAAGAAGGGAACUUGAGGCACGGCGUAUCGCCUCAGAUGCCCCAAUCCGCGCAUUUCAGUUUAAAUCUCCCAUAUACCAUUUUCGGUUUGGGACGCACCCCCAACUUUGUGGACUCAGUCACUGUGGGACUCUCCAAUAAUUCCAGAUGCUGGACGCAAAUUAUUCCCAAUUCCCAAAUGGUGGUGAUUCCAUGGCCGGUUAAUCAGGCAUGGAAAUGGAAAGCUCAGCUAUUCGUGACUCCCAGCAAGCUGAUUCUCAUGUCAGUGGCUGCUUUGACUGCCGUUUGCGGCAUGAUUACUGUGAUAAUUGGGGUGCUGCAUUGGAAAGAGAGGCAGGAGGAUAAAAAGGAGCGACUCUCCGAAAGCCACAGGUUUCACUUCGACGCUAUGUAGGUAUUUUGCAGGCGAAAUGUUACUGGCUCGGGUCGCGCUUCUAAAGUGUACAUAUAAGAGGUUUCAUCAAUGCUUUUCACUUUUUUCGCAAAUUUCUAUUAAUGAGAUGAGGUCGCUCAUACAAAAGUCUUAAUACUAAUGUAAGAUUAUAAUUUAUAAUUAGUUCACAACAGUUCUUCACACUUAUUUCAGUCUGUCCAAGAUAAGAAAUUAGUUUAAUGCAGUUUUUAGCACUGUUUUAGUUGAAAGCUGCAUUUUUAUCGUACAAUCCCUUCCUACAUACAUAAAAUUUAACGUUUCAUGAGUGUAAUGCUGUUUAUUCUAAACGCUUAUAGCAGAAUAAAACUACCUAUCGAAGACAGUCAAUAGGUAAGCAAACCUUUAGCUAUACUUUCAAAAAAAACUAUUUAAAACAGAUUGACUGAACUGGAAAACAUUAUUUGUGUGUUAUUAUUCUUCCCAUUAGUGUUUCCUAACUUCAAUUUGGGAGUAAUGUUGCGAGAUCAUUAACUCAAAUGAUUGAGUCUGAUCAAAUGAGGUAAGUUCCUUUUUAAUAGACAAAUUGCUUAUCUGAAGGUAAGAAAAAACCUUCUUAUCAAUAUCUGUUUGUUUUCAUAAUACAGCUUUUUAAAUGGCGAAUAAUAAGUUUUAAAUUGCGGAAAAAUGCAAAAAGCGACGUUUGACGAAAACAACCUUUAAAUCUUUAAAUAUUUGUUUGUUCCAUUGGUAUCACCGCAUGCCGCAAACUGUUCUUUCCGACACGACGAAAUCCACAAUAUAUGCCAGACCCAAGCUAAUUAGUUUAAAUCGCAAACAGAAGACGAGAAGAUUUCGAUCAGAAGAGUAUGCUGAUCAGAAUAUUGAAUCUCCACUAUUAUGUAACGAUUUUCAUCAUCAUUUUUAAAUCCAUGCUUUUCUGCUCUUGAUCUUCUGUCUGUUACAAAACCAGUAUAUUUCUGUGUAUUAAAAUAAUAUUAUUUAAUUUGCAAACCUGCACUGAUCACCGUUUUGCGUCAUUGCAAGUGAAUUAUUAUUCACCCAAAACGUAAAUAUGAAAAUUGUAAACUUGAUUUCUGGUAAAUUUUGCCUUGUCGGCAACUAAAAUUAUAUAAAAUCUAAUAUAGCAGGCAUUUACACAUUUACGUUACACAAAAGGUAUAAAAACUGAUCCGGUUUUUCAUCAUUUAAAGAACUGUACUAACAAGAAAGUUUUCGAAUUAGUGUUUUAAUUAAAUUUUAAUUUAAUUUGGUUGCUUUUAUAUCCGGAUUAUCCUCUUAAAAGUUGAUGUUUGGUCUUGGCAACCCUGUAUAUCAAGGCAAAUAAUGCUUUUUUGUCAAGCUAUUAAAAAAUAUAUUUUGCGCAUUGAUGUAUAGGUCCAAAAAUGGUAUUUUAGGUUUUGAAAAUUGUAAUACUUUCUUUUUUUAUUUAUGCGGACGUUUGUUUUUUUUACAGUGUUUUUAUUUUUAUCUUGGACAUACUGUGAAUGUGAUAGUUACAUUAGGUUUUUUGUUAACAUAUUUAUAUUGAUAUUUAAAGAGAAUAAAUGUUUUUUUUAUACA